AUGGGAAAAGCUGACGAAAACGAAGAUGAAGUCAUGCUUGAAGAAGAUAACGACGUGGAGGAAACCAUUCACGGCGACGACGAGGAAGACGAUGAAGACGACGAGCUAGAUGAAUAUGAGAAGGACGAUUUUAUAGUAGAUGAUGUUGAUGAUGAACAAGAAGACCCAGAGGAGGAGGAGGAGGAAGAAGACAGAGCGGACAGUGAUGAAGAAGAAAGGCAGAAGAAGAAGAAAAGAAAGAAAAGGGAGGAGUAUGUCCUUGACGAAGAUGACCAUGAGCUCCUGGAGGACAAUAAUGUGUUUGCCCCUCGCAGGAAGGGGAAAUUUAAGCGGCUGAAAAAAGCUCAGAGGCAUACUGAAAGGGAUCUUGGUGUAUCUGAUGAGGAGGAGUUUGGUGGCAAUGGUAAAAGUGGAAGAAGUGCAGAGGAGAAGCUUAGCUCCUUAUUUGGUGAUGAUAAAGGUCUUCCACUUGAAGACAUUGCUGAAGAGGAGGAACCUGCAGAAGAGGAAGAUGAUGGAGAAGUUGGUGAAGAGGAUGAAAUGGCAGACUUUAUAGUCGAUGAAGAAUUUGAUGCGACUGGAGUUCCAGUGAGACAGAAGAAGCUUAGGAGAAAAAAAUUUAGGGAGGCACUAGGAGUAUCAUCCUCUUCUUUGCAUGAAGCACAUGAAAUAUUUGGUGAUGUUGAUGAGUUACUGCAGCUCCGCAAGCAAGGUUCAGAUUCCAAUGAGUCUAGGGAUAGGAAACUUGAAGAUGAAUUCGAACAAAGUGUUCUUUCUGAAAAGUAUAUGACAGAGAAGGAUGACCAGAUUCGGGAGCUUGAUAUUCCGGAAAGAAUUCAGAUAUAUGAGGAAAGCACUGGAUCUCCUCCAUUGGAUGAAAUUAGUAUAGAAGAUGAGAGUACCUGGAUAUAUAAUCCACUUACAAGUGGUACAAUUCCUUUGUAUGGCAAGGAAGGCUUGGGGAGUUCUAUAAGCAGGGGUGACAUCAACAAAUUUUUGGAAUUGCACCAUAAGUACAAGCUGGAGAUUCCCUUUAUUGCUAUGUAUCGGAAAGAAUGCCUAAGCUUUUUGAAAGAUGAAAAUCAGGAUCAAAAUGAGAAACCACCCAAGAUAAAAUGGCACAAGGAACUUUGGACAAUUCAGGACUUGGACAGAAAAUGGCUGCUACUUCAUAAGCGAAAAAGUGUUUUGCAAUCUUACUAUAAACGAUUUGAAUGCACUGUGAACCAUCAGCUUUUAGAAUCAGUUAUAACGUCGCUCGAGGCUUCCGAAUCUGAGAGAGAAGUCGAUGAUGCUGACGCUAAGUUUAACUUGCAUUUCCCUCUGGGUGAGAUAGGUGCAGAUGAAGGACAAUAUAAGAGGCCCAAGAGGAAAUCACUUUAUGUAUCUGAGGAGUUCGGAAUGCAACUAUCACUAGAAAAAAUGAGAAGGGAUGAGUUGGAGAAUCCUAAGGAGACAUCAGAGGAGAUAGCUUCAAACUUUACGUGUGCAAUGUUUGAGACACCUGAAGCUGUGCUCAAAGGAGCUAGGCAUAUGGCAGCGGUUGAGAUAAGUUGCGAGCCAUGUGUCAGGAAGUAUGUUCGAAACAACUACUUGGAUUCUAUUGAGGUAUCUACAAGCCCAACACCUGACGGAAAUAUUGCAAUAGAUGGUUCUCAUCAGUUUGCGGGGGUGAAAUGGUUGCAAAGAAAGCCAUUGAAUAGAUUUGAGGGUGCACAGUGGCUGCUUAUCCAGAAGGCUGAAGAGGAGAAGCUUCUUGAAGUUACUCUUAAGCUGCCAGAAGACAGACUAAACAAGUUGAUAAGCGACUUUAAUGAGUAUUAUCUUAGUGAUGAUGUUUUGUGGAAUAAAGUAUCCGUGGGGCCUUAUCACCAGAAGGAAAACGAUAGUAGCUCAGACGGUGAAGCUGCACCCCGGGUCAUGGCUUGCUGUUGGGGCCCUGGGAAGCCAGCUACCACUUUUGUGAUGUUAGAUUCAUAUGGAGAGGUGGUAGAUGUACUUUACGCUGGGUCCCUCACUUUACAUUCCCAUGAUGUCAAUGAUCAGAAACUUAAGAAAAAUGAUGAAGAACGCAUUUUGAAGUUCAUGAUUGAUCACCAACAACAUGUCGCCAUCCUAGGAUGUGUUAACUUGUCUUGUACUCGCCUGAAAGAAGUUAUCCAUGAGAUAUAUAAUAAGAUGAUAGUUGAGCAUCCAAGAGAUGUCGGGGAUGAUAUGGAUGACCUAAGCAUUUUAUUGUCUGGUAAGGAUGUUGGGGAAAGUAUUUUUCGUCCUAGUUCUCGAGGGCCUUCGCAUUUAGCCUUAACUCUCAAGGUUUAUGAUGGAGUUUACGCUCACAAAGACAUAGUUGAAGGUGGAAAGGAGCCUAAGGACGUUACAAGCUUACUCCGUAUUGGGAAGACCCUGACGAUUGGGGAGGACACUUUUGAGGAUUUGGAAGAGGUGAUGGAUCGUUACGUUGAUCCGCUGGUGGCUCACUUGAAGGCAAUGCUAAACUAUCGCAAGUUCAGGAGGGGAACAAAAGCAGAAGUUGAUGAACUUUUGUGGCUUGAGAAAUUGGAGUAUCCUAUGAGGAUAGCUUAUUGUUUCGGGAUAUCGCAUGAACAUCCAGGCACUAUCAUCCUGACCUAUAUCCGGAGUGCAAAUCCGCACCAUGAGUAUGUUGGUGUUUAUCCCAAGGGGUUCAAGUUCAGAAAAAGAAUGUUUGAGGACAUCGAUCGGCUUGUAGCAUAUUUCCAGCGCCAUAUUGAUGACCCUCGGCUUGAGUCAGGACCAUCCAUUAGAUCAGUUGCUGCUAUGGUGCCAAUUCGAAGCCCGGCAACUGGGGGUUCUUCAGGGGAAUCUCUGGGCAGUGGUUGGGGUGGUUCAACCAAUGAGGGUGGUUGGAGAGGCCAGUCUUUUGACAGGGAUCUAUUAUCUACACCGAGUUCAAGAACAGGCCGAAAUGGUGGCAGUCGAGAUGGACAUCCAAGUGGCUUGCCUAGACCAUAUGGUGGGCGUCACGGUGGCCAUGGCGGAGCAAGUUGUGAUGCAUAUGCUGCUGCUGCUAAUGAUGAUAAUGGCACUUCAGGCUGGGCUUCUGACCCAAAAAGAAGAAGGUUCAGAUAA
Molecule: messenger RNA, 3108 nt
Organism: Prunus armeniaca (apricot)
Lineage: Eukaryota; Viridiplantae; Streptophyta; Magnoliopsida; Rosales; Rosaceae
Source: the annotation of a GenBank genome assembly